Messenger RNA from Colossoma macropomum (tambaqui), 1893 nucleotides. RefSeq names its product aerolysin-like protein. The coding region runs from base 414 to 1367 and encodes 317 amino acids. The transcript has 2 exons. Lineage: Eukaryota; Metazoa; Chordata; Actinopteri; Characiformes; Serrasalmidae. The record is from RefSeq and is a predicted model, not a curated record.
UCCUCUUCUUAAGCUGGGUAUUGUGUUUUGUAUGAUGUGUCUUUUUCUUUGUCUGUUUCUUUUUAAAUUCACUCAUGUCUUUUUUAUCAUGGUUGUUUUAUGAUCUUUAACUGGAAAGGGUGUGAUAUCUUGGCCAGAUCUCUCUUGAAAAAAUAUGUUAAUCUCAAGGCACUUUCUGGUCAAAUAAACAUCAACUAGAAAUAAAAAAAUACUCUGUUCCUCAGAAAAGGGGUGUAAAGGUGUCUGAUACUCCUUUCUGUGGAGUGAGAAUCAGUCACCACCUUCUGCAUCUGAGAGCUAUUUAAGAGAGAUCACAGACUCUGCAAAUCACUGAAACCUGCCACUCAUCUUCCUUGAAGAGGUUUGACAACUAUUUUCUGCACGCAGCUCUUUCUCGCUUUGAAAGCUACACCAUGUCUUACCUGGUACCUGUCCUUCAAAUUGGUGGACGUGGAGGUAGCGCGUUCAACUUCAAUGGCAUUGACUCUGGAGCAACGCUGGAAAAGAUAGGUGCAUGGGCAGGAGGCUGGCAGAUAAAAUCCAUCAAGAUUUGGCUCACCAAUGGCCAGUCCAGGCAGUAUGGAGACCCCAGUGAUGGGCCUUACUCUGAAUACACAUUUAAAAAAGGAGAACAUAUCACCUCUCUUUCACUGUGGGGGAACGGAGCUGGAACCCGUCUAGGUGCCAUCAAGUUUACGACAACUCUUGGCGGCGAAUUUUUUCCACAGAUGACCUCAUGGGGCCUGAAAACAGAGUAUCCCAUUGAUAUCGGCUCUGGCAUCUGCAUGGGAGUCAUUGGAGGUGCAGGUGCAGACAUCGACAGCUUAGGGUUCAUAUUCAUCAACACCAUCAAGUCUGCUGUCCUUACCAACGUCGAUUAUCCCACCCUUCACAAUGUCAUUCCUCAGGUGGCUAUAGAGGAGGUGAAAUCCAUGACUUACCAUAAUAAAACUACUCUUCCUCAGCAGUAUACAAUAGAAACUACAAAGAAAAUCAUCAAAAAGUCCUCCUGGUCUGUGACCAACAAGAUAGAAUGGACCUUCAACGUGUCGGUGAAAGCAGGAAUUCUAGGUUUGGUAGAAAUUGAGAGUGGAUUCAGCUACACAAAGGGAGUCGAAUCUACAUACUCUCUGGAGAAUUCUGAAGAAAAAGAGGAGAAGCUGUCUUUUCCUGUCCAAGUUCCUCCUGGAAAAGCAGCGGAUGCGAAGAUCACCAUCGGCCGGGCUGUUGUAGAUCUUCCAUAUACGGGUAAAAUGAAGAUCACCUGUUAUAAUGACUCUGUGCUGACGUUCAACAUCAGUGGAAUCUACAAUGGCCUCACUUACACCAUUGCAGGUGUACAUGUAGAAGAACAUAAUGAAGCCUAGUCAGGUUUCCCCAGCAACUUAAAGAGAGAGAUUUAAAUGAGGGGAAAAAUCAGAAUAAUUAAGCUCUUUCUUUUCUUUCUGAUACAUUCUACUGUAUAGUUCAACACUUUUCUCUUUUUUCUUAGCUAGAUUUGCUAGAUUGAUCCAUGUAGGCUGUUGCUUGGUGACUAAUUGUAAUAAAGUGGCCUAUAAUAGCCUUGAUAUCAGCAGGUAAAAAAUAAGACAAAAAAGCUUUUCAUUGUUUUUUUUAAACAUUUAUUUGUAGUGAAACUUUUUUGUUUGAUUGAUUGAUUUAUUAGCGUUCAUUACUCAUUUAUGAAUUUCACUUUCUGCAUCACUUGUUGAAAGUAUUAAAUACUAUGUAUGUGUCUUUGCAUUCAACACUAACUUUACAGCAAAAAAAUGAUAUUUUCACUUUAAUUCGCUCGAUCAUUUAUGUGGAAAUAACACGUACACACACUUCAGCUCUGUUCUGUGUGAGAUGAACAAAACAUGUUAAAAUAAUAAAUAAUAAAAUCAAUCCUAC